AUGGGAUGCUGUCAACGAUUGAGUCGAUGCUACAUUCUCGUCACCAAUACCCUGUUUGCCAUCUUUGGUGCUGCUCUCAUUGCCUUUGGCGUGAUGGGUGCACAACAUCGUAUUGAAUCUUCUAUCUUGAUUCCAGUGAAUAUCCUAAAAAUGGUCAACAUUUUAGGCAUCAUGAUAUGCUUUACAGCCGUCAUUGGCAUUAUUGGUGGAUUCUUUCCUGAACGUCAAGCAAUCCAUAUUCUCUAUACAGUGGUCGUCUUAAUUACAUUGGUUUAUCAAAUCGUCGUAGCAGUGAUUGUGUAUGAUCAAGCAGCACAUACACGAUCCUGGUUACAUCAUGCAUGGGCAGAGGCAACCCAAGAAUACCGAUACUAUGCACAAGAAAAGUUUUCAUGCUGUGGUUUCUCUCAUCCACGCGACCAUCCGGUGGCAACAGAUACGUGUCAACCCGACGAUAUAGUCAACUCAGCACCAGCGUGUUUCCACCCAAUGACUUAUUUUGUCAAGCACAAUUUGAAAAUCAUGUACAUUGUGUUGUUUGCAGCAUUGAGCAUUCAAACGUUGGCUUUGUGUAAUGCUAUCACCAUGUUGUGUGCUCGUUUUUCGGGAUCAGCCGACGACGACGAUAAUAACAACGAUGAAAGUGGUCUUGUCGCACAAGGUGGUAGAAAGGGGCGCUGGCAGUCCUCCUCCUCUUGUGGUAAACCAACAUCGGCACCGCCACCGAACGAGUCAAUUCCAUUGGAAUCAUUACCCUAUGGACCACAACAACAACAACGCAAGCAGAGCAAAACACAAGAAUACAUAAUGAUCGAUUCGGCCAUCUCUGGCAAGGAUGCUGAAGACGAUACACCACCACCCUCCUAUCAUCGGCAGUAUUGA
Messenger RNA from Lichtheimia ornata, 882 nucleotides. RefSeq lists its product as uncharacterized. The record is from RefSeq and is a predicted model, not a curated record. Lineage: Eukaryota; Fungi; Mucoromycota; Mucoromycetes; Mucorales; Lichtheimiaceae. Gene Ontology annotation, cellular component: membrane. Bases 1 to 882 code for a protein of 293 amino acids. The transcript has 4 exons.